CCUUUCUCAUUUCUUAACCACGUCGUCGGCACAAAACGAUCGUUCUACGUCUCUCUCUCUCUCUUUCUCAGUCUCUCCUCACCGACGAAGAUCACGGCCCUUCUUCUCUGUUUUAAUCGGUGGAAUCUCUCGUCUUGAUUUUUUCUUCCGGUAGAUCGAUCCAGCUACGAGAUCAACCAUGAAUCCUGAAUAUGACUAUUUGUUCAAGCUUUUGCUUAUUGGUGAUUCUGGUGUUGGAAAGUCAUGCUUGCUUCUAAGGUUUGCUGAUGAUUCUUACCUGGAUAGCUACAUCAGUACCAUUGGUGUUGACUUUAAAAUCCGCACAGUCGAACAAGAUGGAAAGACUAUCAAACUCCAGAUUUGGGAUACAGCAGGCCAAGAACGUUUCAGAACUAUCACCAGCAGUUACUACAGAGGAGCUCAUGGAAUAAUUGUGACUUAUGAUGUAACAGAUCAAGAAAGCUUCAACAACGUCAAGCAAUGGCUAAACGAAAUUGAUCGCUAUGCUAGUGAGAAUGUUAACAAGCUACUGGUUGGGAACAAGUGCGAUCUCACAUCACAGAAAGUUGUAUCUACUGAGACAGCCAAGGCUUUCGCAGAUGAACUUGGAAUCCCAUUCUUGGAAACAAGUGCCAAGAAUGCUACCAAUGUCGAAGAAGCUUUCAUGGCCAUGACUGCUGCAAUCAAAACGAGAAUGGCGAGCCAACCUGCAGGAGGAUCCAAGCCGCCAACUGUCCAGAUCCGAGGACAACCUGUGAACCAGCAAUCUGGCUGCUGCUCCUCUUGAUUCGCAUUGGUAACAGUUAACAUAUAUUAUAUCAUUCGUUUGCAUGUAAGACAUCUGAACGCCGUUGCUCUUCUUAAUCUUUUGUAUUUGGUUUUCUUAUCUUCACGUAUGUUCAAAAGCUUUGAAAUUCUUUGUAAUGUACUUGGAACAAUAAACUUCUUUAGUAAAGUUUCUUCAUGCUUA
Capsella rubella is the source of this 970-nucleotide messenger RNA. RefSeq names its product ras-related protein RABD2c. The transcript is spliced from 8 exons. Gene Ontology annotation, molecular function: GTP binding; GTPase activity. NCBI's taxonomy places the organism in Eukaryota, Viridiplantae, Streptophyta, Magnoliopsida, Brassicales, Brassicaceae. The record is from RefSeq and is a predicted model, not a curated record. Bases 179 to 787 code for a protein of 202 amino acids.